AUUUUACUAACGUUACAGGUGUUUAUCGGUGAAAAUUCCAUCACUGAUCUGUCAACGGAAUACCCACAUGUUGGUAUGCAACACAGCAGCUUCCUUGUGAUGUAUUGUGUCUUUCUGACUAAUAUAACUGUGAGAAGAAAACGUGAGUCAGUCAUACACUACAAGUGGAUGAAGGUGUGAUCGCUGUGAGAUGAUGUGACCAGUGCCUUAUGCAUUACAUGAGUCCUGUGUGGAGGACCCAGCUCUCAGACUGGCCAUGGAGAAUAUUGUCAAGCAGGGCUACCUGAAAAAGGCCAAGCCCAUAGCAGCAGAUAGUCCACGCUCCAGCCUUUGCUCAAGUCUCCUUCAGCUUUUUGAAUCAAGUCGUUGGUACAUGUUUAUUGUGAGAAAUGGUCGACCCUACCUGGAAAUCUUUGAGAAGGAGCAGAAUGCUUUCUCAGGGCAACCCAGUACAUCAUAUGAACUAAGCUCAUGCUACAAGAUCACAUACACCCUUGGCAGGACGAGUAAGGCUUGGACCUUCUGUCUAUUUCUGGAGGAACGGGUCCUAGAAAUCACUGCAGAUUCAAGGGAACAGAUGUUGGAUUGGUGCAGAAAUUUGGAAAGGACUUUGGUGCAUUAUGGGAAAAUCAAACAAAACACAGAGCAUGUGUAUGUGGAAUACCCUGUCCGGUAUACACCGAAAAAGACAGGCCUGGAACAGGAGGCGAUGUUUGAAGCUGGUGCAUCAGUCUCUGCUUCAGCCCCAGCUCCUCACAUCUUCCAAAACCAUACCGUAAUACCAGAACCUAGCCAGGAAGAUUACCAAGAUUUUAUUGAUUUGAUCGACCAUAUUGACGAUGAUGAUGAGGAAGAAGAGGUGGAUGGUGAAGAAACUAAUUCAAAAACAGAUCUGUCUGGAGCCUUUGCUGGUCCUCAAAGCCCGGAAAUUCCAACUAAACCAAAAAAAUAUGCUCGAAGUCCCCUGCAGGGAGCUGAGGGUGGCAGCUCCGUGACUGCUGAUAAAGACAGUGACAAUGAUGUAGACACAUCUGAGGAUGAUUUCGUCACCAAGGACUUCUGGUUGUCCAAUAAACUUCCAUCUGUGCCUCAAAGAUCAGAUUCACAAAAAUUUCGUACCUCUGGGAGACCGUUUUCAGAAUUUGACAUGGAUCGGGUAAAUGCCAUGUCAAGGUCUGUACCCCCCUUACCAGCAAGAGGUACAUCACUUAUAGAAAAAGGACCGACAUUUAUAAGACCUAUAAAUUGCAAUUCUGAUCCAAAACCGCCUCCAAGAAGAAAAUGUAGUAUAAAUUUACUAGAAGGAGGACUAAAGAAAACUUCAUCAAAGUCUGUCAGUGAAGACAAUGUGUCUGUGCGAUCUCCUCUGGUAACAUCUAACGCUGAUGACAUCGAGGAUUUGGAUGACGGGUAUGAUAACGUUGUUGAACUUAGAAAGUCUAAUUCAGACAGUGCAGCAACAGACCCAUGGGUACGAAGUCUGGAAAAUAAUGAUGUGAAUAGUAGGAAAUCGACUUUGAAAGCCUACGAUGACGCCCAGCUGUUUGUUCGUUUGCCAGAUGCGAGGGUUGAGAAAAGUGAUGAUUAUUACAAUUUUAAUACACCUACUCCUGAAGACAGUUUUAACUUUAAUUGGACACAAAAGUCUGUUAAACAUUCUUCUUCUAGUGAUGAGGAGGGUGUACAUGCUACAGGAAACAAGCUGGAAUUAGAUUCUGCUGCAGCUGCGGUUAAGCAAAUGACUUUGGGUGGGAAAGAUGAAAAUUAUAAUUUAUGCGAUACAAAAGUUCAUGGGCAAAAUGUGGUCCCUGAUAAAGAAAUUGCUUCAAAUAUUUAUGACUUUGGAAAAAGUUUCUUGGUCAAAGAACCUAUUAAUGUAAGAGCCGAAAACAUCUAUGACUUUGCCCGAUCUGAGGGCACUCUUGUCCACACUCAAAUUCCCCCCUCCUCACAGCUAAGUCUUCCGCAGGGGUCUAAUAUGGUUAUCCAUCCAGCAACCUUUGCCACAAGUGGUCCGAGUGAUUUCGGUGAACUUGAUUCCUUGUAUUCCAUUCCUAAGUCUGCCAAGCCUGUGGCUGGCCUCUCAACCGAGGAGGUACUACGUCCUGGUCGACCGCCCUGGCGAGUAACUCCGGAACCUGCGCCAACUUUGUAUUCAGUUCCACAGAAACGAACUUCAAAGUCUCACAGUAAUUCAUCUAUGGCUGAUGUUGAACCUCCGAAAGCCUUGUAUUCUGUACCUCAGAAAAAAGCUUCAAAAUCUCACAGUAGUUCUUCAAUGGAAGAAUCUUGUGAAAAUUCCAAAUCUUCUACAACACCAAAGACCAAAUCUAUGGAUUCCUUUCUGGCACCCAAACCUCCAUCCUUAGAUACUUUACCGAACAAAAAACCUCCUUCACUAGAAAAGUUGUGCUGUCCAGCAGCGCCUUCUUUGGAUUCUCUUCCUUCUCAGACACAGACAUCUGUCACCUCACCUGUUCGACGUAGCCCUAUUUCUAUGCGACCAUUGCCUUCACUACCAACAGACUUUGAUUGCAGUAGUGAAAAGCAAAACUUGCUUUCAUCAACAAAAUCUGAAAGAGCAACAUCCCCAUCACACGAUGGAUUCACCUUUAAUUUUCUGCCAGAUGCGGAAACGAACUCAAAAAGCAGCACUACUUCUUCGUCAGGUUCAGGUGCAUCUAAAGAGGAGGACACUGAGCCAGUGUACGAGGAUGCAACUGGAAGGAAUUCCAACCCUCCACUGCCACCAAAGAGAAGUAUACGAAGGAAUACAAAUCGAUCUGUCAGUGUGUACAUCCCAGGCAAAACUGGUGGUACCCUAACCACAAGGCUAGACCCUGCACCAUCCAGGGCAGAAUCUCUCGAUGACCAAGCCAUUUCACGUCCUCAAGUUGGAAGACAAGUCUCCCUCACAGAGAGGCAGCAGAUCCGACAGUCUGCAGCGUCCAUUGUGGUGAUUCCUUUGAAGCAGAGCCAAGUAGAUUUAUUAAAUGAGGAGCAAAAAGAACAUGGAGUUGGACUUGACGUAAGUCCAAAGUCAGCCAAUGCAGUUGCUCUCGUUGAAAUGUACAAUGGAGUCUGGAUUGCUGGCUGGGAUGGACGGCGUUGUCCUCGUCUGGCUGAAAAGAUCCACAUAGGGGACCAGUUAUUAUCAGUAGAGGAUGUUCGGGUGACCAGCUCCUCCCACGCCUCCAAACUAUUGAAACAGACACAGUCCAAACGGGUCACGUUGGUGGUAAAACGUCUCCCCUAUGCCACCAUUCUAGCAAUCCGCAGAAACCAUGAUGGUGAGAAUCUUGGUAUCACCCGUGAAGGGGGGACAGCUGAGAUCACAUAUGUGGACCCAAAUGGAUUGGUGGCCAGGUGUGGCCUUCAAAAGCGAGCCAAAUCGGUGGAAGGAACAGGGGAAUGUAACUGGAUGCUGACUGAAAUCAACUGCCGAUCACUCAACUUCUCAUACAAAGGAGAGGAGAUUGAGCGUUUGCUGAAUGCAGUGGGCCGAGACAUUUCUAUCGUGAUACAGCCCGCGGAUUUUGUUAGACAAAUAAAGAAACAACUAAAAAAACUCAAGAACUACAAAGAUUAUUUAUGCUGAUUCUUUAAACUUUUUCUCGAGCCAUACGUUGCAGAAAACCCUGUGGGGACUAACAUGAGGAAACAUCUGAACAGUUUAAAAUAUCACAAAGGUCGUUUAGACUGUUUUCAAACUGACUCCGAGAUCGACUUUCCCAUAAGUCAUCAGAUAGCAUCUGAAGAAUUUAAACAGUUUUUGUGUUUUGCACUUCAUCUUAAAAAAUGUUUGUAGACCGACUCUCAUGAAAGACUGAACUACAAGGAGUGUUCUCAGAAAAAGUUGUCUUAAUUUUACUUGCACGGGAAACUUUAUGUUAAGUGUUAGAUGUCGCUGCUGUAGGGAGGGAGAGAAUGAUUGUAUGUGCAUGGUGUGUGCGAGGGCAUAAAUCUUAGAAACUAAUUGCACACAAGUAGCCUGCCAGUCUGAUAUAUAAAAAUAGAUUUUGUUACAUUUAAAAUGUUAGAUUUAUGAGAAGAUUUUAAUAUAUAUGUGUUUGAGUGACAAAGUAUUAACGUCUAUAUGCUGACUGGUAAAUGUUAUUAUCAAAGCCCAUCUUUUAAAUUGUUAUCAACAUAAGGGGUCAUUUACAAAAGCUGUUAACAUAAUCCAUAUUAUCAUUUUGAAUGAAGUGAAUGAAAUGAUACAAAAAGACUAUCUAGUACAUUUACAUUGAAAUUCAAAUUGAAUUAUAUAAAGAGAUUCAGGAUGACUGCCUGAUUACAAAAAACUCAAAAAUGUCUGGAUAUUUUUCAAAAAAUCAAAUAUUGAAAUGUUAUUUGACUAAAUCCUCAAGCUAGAUAGGUUUAAAUGACUGGACCCUGAUUGUAUGUGGUGGGUUUCUUUUAUACAAAGUUUUUUUGUGAAUGAAAACGCUGUAGAAGCAUCAGCUAUGUAAAGUGUUAUUUCAUUACAAGUUAUCCCAUUACACCAUUGGGUAACUUUCAUAAUUUCGCAUGAAAUUAAAAUUGGAACUAUUUUUUUUAUUGAAAAGCACAUUUCUCCGGUAAAAUACUGUCUCAAAUCACUUCCUUUGAAGAGAAAUAGAAUUUAAAACUUUUUACAUCUAUUUAAAGAUGGUGUCAACAGUUCAUGAUAUAAUAAACAGAUUCUUACACGAUUGUUUCAUUCUAAUAUAGUGUUUAAUGUGAAUAAUAAACAGAAUGUUAUAUUCUUGUACAUCAGAUAAUGUGUCUAAGGUCUAUGAUGUCACAUGCUAAACAGAAUCUUAUACUCUUCUGUCUUUAAUUUGAAGCACAUUUUGUUAGAUAACUUCUUAUGCCACUUGCACUUGCCAAAAGGCUUGUGAAUAUUCAGAUUUGUUUUAAACAUAUUUUAUAAACACUAGCGUAAAAAUCUAAAUCUAUAUAAUGUAACUUUGACAUGAUAACUGACAAUUUAAAGAUGCUUUAAGGUGAUGUGUGAUUUAAGGAGUGCUUAUUACAAAGCUUUAAUUAUAGUUCAGUUUAUAAGUCAAGUUCAAGUUCUUUAUUACUUUAAGUCGGUUGACUUAUCAGUUAUGGCAUAUGUACAGAACAAUAUGAUGCAGCAAUAUAUUUCAAUGAAUUUUGGGUAUGGACAUAUUUUUUUUCUUCUCAAAUUUAAGUGAUAAAGUAGAAAAGCGAAUAUUUAAAGAUAGAUUGUCACUUUAAAUUCUUCCAUCCUCUCCAUGAAAAAAAAGUUGUACCCCCUUCAUAGCAAAACUUCAAGUAAAUGGAAUGAAAAGUGGUCGCAUAAGACAGAUGGUCGUUUAAUACAGAAAGUCGUUUGAGCAGAUUCGACUGUAAUACAUUUGCGUUUUAAAGUGCCUUGUGCAUUUGAAAAUUGAAAUUUUAGGGGUUGAGGUACUUAGGUACUAAGGUUAUUGGAAACUGAAUGUUUUUUCUGUAAAUUCUUACCUCAAGUUGGCAGGUUUGCCUGACCAUUAUAAAACUAAACAUUCCAAUGCAACAAGAUUUUUGCUUUUUAAUUAUUUGUUUUGCUUCUUUUAUUUUUGCUUUUUUUCUCAUCUUUUUUUUUUUAAUAACUGAGCCAUCAUCACUGAAGUAGUGGGUUUCACACUACACUACAGUAUAAAAAUAUUUUGUUCACAAUUGCAUGGACAUAUUUGUUAAAAAUUAACAAGCCUCCUGGAUCAGUGAGCAUUGCAGCGAUUAUACAAUUUGUUUUAAUUCAAACUAGAGAAGUUCAUUAUGAGAAAUCAGAGAUAUGACUUAUUGUCAACAAUCUUGCUCAUAUGUCAGUUUGUAUUUUAGUCUUAGAGAAUAUUGUACAUUAAGUCAAGAAAAAAAUGCACAUUAACAAUAAACAGAUUUUUUACAUUUUUUUUUAAAGCUUAUUACCAAAAAUUCUGUCAACUUAUAUAUAAUAUAUUACACAUCACUAAGUAUCUAUAUUUGGAUUUUUAUGGUACUGUGUACAUGAACUUUGAAAAAUGUCUGAAAGCUGACUUGUAGAAGAUAGAUGUUAAUAAGAAGCUUCUGUAUAUAUAUGUUUAUAUAACGCUGACUAGGACUUGGAAUAAGUCUCAUUAAUUAUUAUACCAUUAUGUCCCUGUUUCUGGUUUAACCGUUUUAUAUUAUAUUAUUAUAUUUUAUGUACUUAUUCUUGCGAUAACAUGGUUCCCAGGAAUCCUACAAAGUACUUAUACAUGUAGCUUAUGAUAUCUAGUAAUCAUGCUUUUCAUUGAAGUUUUGCUGAUCUGCUGUAAAUGUACAUAUUUUAGUGCACUCAAAUUUUAGCGCAUUAUCAAAUUUUAACAGAUAAGUGCAUUGAUGGAACGGCACACCCACAAAAUAUGUAAUAGAGAACAACAUACAUGAACUUCAAUUGGCGCAUUGAUAAUUUAUCAUAAUAUUUAACCUUUCACCACUGUAGACCAUAAUGGACUCAUCCAGAUCAAUGUAUGGUAGAGUCU
Messenger RNA from Mizuhopecten yessoensis (Yesso scallop), 6491 nucleotides. RefSeq lists its product as uncharacterized. Gene Ontology annotation, molecular function: protein binding. The record is from RefSeq and is a predicted model, not a curated record. The coding region runs from base 257 to 3598 and encodes 1113 amino acids. The transcript has 10 exons. Lineage: Eukaryota; Metazoa; Mollusca; Bivalvia; Pectinida; Pectinidae. Gene Ontology annotation, cellular component: cytoplasm; plasma membrane.